CCCCCAAAUCACUCUCUUCCCUCAUUACUUAUUUGCUUGGAGGGAGAAGGAAAAGUAGUGUAAAGAAUGUACCUGUUUGGGUCACUCACGAUUCCAUUCCAAUUUUUCUCCCCUGGGAUGGAGACCCCGAGGGUAAUCGGGACUGUGGGACCGGUCGAAGAUGGCAGUCUUCAGGGACCGACCGCGCCCCGACCAGUGCCCCGACUUUGCACGAUUUAAGCGAGGAGAGAGAUGAGCCCUGCCGCCAGCCCCAACAGGGCCUUAAGGCUUGUUAUUGACUCAGCUCCCCCGUCUCGUCUUUCCUUACCCUCCAACCCUCAGAUUCGUUGCUACCCCGAAGCCCCCGCCAUGCCUCACAUAGACAACGACGUCAAACUGGACUUCAAGGACGUCUUGCUGAGGCCCAAACGCAGUACCCUUAAGUCUCGAAGUGAGGUGGAUCUCACUAGAUCCUUUUCAUUUCGCAACUCAAAGCAGAUGUACACUGGGAUCCCCAUCAUUGCUGCCAAUAUGGACACAGUGGGCACCUUUGAAAUGGCCAAGGUCCUCUGUAAGUUCUCCCUCUUCACUGCUGUCCACAAACACUACAGCCUGGAGCAGUGGAAAGAGUUUGCCAGCCAGAAUCCUGACUGUCUUGAGCAUCUGGCUGCCAGCUCAGGCACAGGCUCUUCUGACUUUGAGCAGCUAGAACAGAUCCUGGAAGGUAUUCCUCAGGUGAAAUAUAUAUGCCUGGACGUGGCAAAUGGCUACUCUGAACACUUCGUUGAAUUUGUGAAGGAUGUGCGGAAACGCUUCCCUGGCCACACCAUCAUGGCAGGGAAUGUGGUAACAGGAGAGAUGGUGGAAGAGCUGAUCCUCUCUGGUGCUGACAUCAUCAAAGUGGGAAUUGGACCAGGUAAGCUGGCUUACUGGGGGACAUUGGCUCUUUUCAGUGGCACAGAGCUAUGGAGCACUUCUCUCUCAUCCUUGUCAUUCUUCUCAGGCUCUGUGUGUACCACCCGGAAGAAAACUGGAGUCGGGUACCCACAGCUUAGUGCAGUGAUGGAGUGUGCAGAUGCUGCUCAUGGCCUCAAAGGCCACAUCAUUUCAGACGGAGGCUGCAGCUCUCCUGGGGAUGUGGCCAAGGCUUUCGGGGCAGGGGCUGACUUUGUGAUGCUGGGUGGCAUGCUGGCUGGGCACAGUGAGUCAGGUGGUGAGCUCGUCGAGAGGGAUGGCAAAAAAUACAAGCUCUUCUACGGAAUGAGUUCUGAAACAGCCAUGAAGAAGUAUGCUGGGGGCGUUGCUGAGUACAGGUCCUCAGAGGGAAAGACGGUGGAGGUGCCCUUCAAAGGGGAUGUGGAACAUACCAUCCGAGACAUACUUGGAGGCAUCCGUUCCACAUGUACGUAUGUAGGAGCAGCUAAGCUGAAGGAGCUGAGUCGGAGAACUACCUUCAUCCGUGUCACCCAGCAGGUGAAUCCAAGCUUCAGUGUUGUGAGCUAGGUCUGAGCAGGUCUGCCCUCCCAAGGCACCAGCAUCAAACUGCAGGGCCUCCCACGUGGGCCCCUCACCCAUCCCAGCUGCUGUGACUGUUAUGUGAUCACCUCACUCCUGAGAGUUCCUGCAAUAAUGUGUCUAUCUGCAUCCACAAAACGCACUCACUAGGGAGGAAGCAAGGAAGGCAGGCUGAGAAAAUGAAGUUGAUAAUCAAAUGGGAAUCUGGAGACUCGGCUUCUGAAGAUUACUAAAAGAAAAAGAUAGUGAUUCAUACAGUACAUAAAGGUUUUAGAUAUGGCCAUGGUCUUAAGAGGUAGGCUUUUAGAAUCAUGUUUUGCUAAUCAGCUUCAUUAAAUGCAAUCUUUGAAUAUCUAAAAA
This is a messenger RNA of Myotis daubentonii (Daubenton's bat), 1854 nucleotides long. It is a transcript of the gene GMPR2, whose product is annotated as guanosine monophosphate reductase 2. NCBI's taxonomy places the organism in Eukaryota, Metazoa, Chordata, Mammalia, Chiroptera, Vespertilionidae. Gene Ontology annotation, molecular function: GMP reductase activity; IMP dehydrogenase activity. Gene Ontology annotation, cellular component: GMP reductase complex. The record is from RefSeq and is a predicted model, not a curated record. Gene Ontology annotation, biological process: purine nucleotide biosynthetic process.